AUGGCAUUAGAGGAUAAAAAUGAUUAUGAUACUUUUAUAAAUGAAAACCAAAAAUUAAAAAAAUUAACUAAAAAUAUGAGUUCAUUGAUAAUUAACAUCGAAGAUUCUGAUUCUGAUAAAGAAAAACCCAAAACUAAAAAAGCAAAAAAGUCUACUGCUAUAGAAGAUAUAUUAGAUAAUUUUGUUUCAGCUCUUCAAGAAUGCCUUGACAAUCUUACAAAUGUUUUGAAUUUGGAUAGGAGUCAAUAA
Molecule: messenger RNA, 249 nt
Organism: Racocetra persica
Lineage: Eukaryota; Fungi; Glomeromycota; Glomeromycetes; Diversisporales; Gigasporaceae
Source: the annotation of a GenBank genome assembly